ACGGUAGCGCGCGGGGGUAAAGCCCUCGAGGAGCAGGUUCGACUCCUGCAUCAGCACAGCUUGGUCUCCAGGUGCCUGUCCAGCAGGCCGCUCAGUUUGUGGUCAGUCCGACUUAUUCUCCGUACAUACCACAGUGUCUGGACAGCCGAGCCUCGCCUUGACCCUGUCACUGGUCUCUCCACGAGCAUCGGGCGACAAACGUUUCGGUCUUGAGGGUUGUGAGACCCUUGUUCCCGGUAUGAAGGCCCUCAUCGACCUCGCCUCGGUUAUUUGCGAGAUGGAUCCUGACCUGAGGCUCACCUCGCGCCCCGCCAAGCGAGAGGUUGGACGUCUCCUUGUCGACAUUGGUGACACUUGCACGUGCAUCGUGCGCAACAACCCCGCCAUGCGCAACCCCAUGGACUUCAUGGUCCUUCUCACCGUUUUUACCCUCGUGCUCGUGGCUCUCGGUCGGAUCCUCGGUGUUCCUGCCACAGCAGCCAGCCAGUCCACCAGUCCACCAUCAGUUCGGUUGUCCUCGACCUAUUGGGCAGCAGCAGUCCACCGAUUAUUGGUGAAUCUCACAUGCCACUGAUACGGUCUGAGUCACCUCUACCUGUCAUUGGUGAAUCUCUUCUCUUUUCCCUCCUCUUCUCUCGACAGGCAACCAUCACUGCUCAUCUUUCACACCUCCAGAGAUCCCCUUUGAUCUCUGCCGUCAAGUCGCCAUCGGAAACGUCGCCUUGGGUCCUCUUUUCACUCGCGCCAUUGGCCUCGCCCCCGCCUCUCGGAACAUUGCCUACACCGCUCGUAGCGUCACCAUCGCGAUGGGCGCCAGCUUCGUAUCCGUUCCAUCUACGAGAGCAAGCGAGGAGCUCCAACGCUGGAUUUUCGGCCUGUG
Neurospora tetraspora is the source of this 880-nucleotide messenger RNA. RefSeq lists its product as uncharacterized. The coding region runs from base 239 to 574 and encodes 111 amino acids. The record is from RefSeq and is a predicted model, not a curated record. The transcript has a single exon. NCBI's taxonomy places the organism in Eukaryota, Fungi, Ascomycota, Sordariomycetes, Sordariales, Sordariaceae.